AUGUCUGUGUGGGAAAUGUUCCACGAAAAACAAAUAUCGUUGUGUAAGAUUUCAUCUUCGUGUGCAUUGCAGAUCCCACGGACGUUCCUUAGCCUGUUUGAUACCGUAAGCAUCCAGCCACAGCCGCUGGGCCGCGUACUGGUGAUUGGGGCGUGGAACUACCCUAUAUUUCUGUCCCUCUUUCCCUUCGUUGGAGCCAUCGCAGCGGGCAAUGCAGUGGUCUUGAAGCCCUCCGAACUGGCGCCGGAGACAGAAUCCCUCCUCGCCAACCUCUUGCCCUCCUAUGUCGAUGAGACCGUGUGCCAGGUGUUCACAGGUGGUGCGAAGGAGACGAUGCAACUGCUGGACAAGUAUCGUUUCGACCACGUGUUCUACACUGGCGGCAUGAACGCCGCACGUAGCAUCCUCUCUCAGGUGGCCAAACAUCUCACUCCCGUCACUCUCGAACUAGGUGGGAAAAGCCCUGUCUACGUGGACGCUUCUGCCGAUCUGGCGCUCACGGCGAAACGCUUGAUCUGGGCUAAAGGUCUCAGCGCAGGUCAGACCUGCGUUGCCCCCGAUUACGUCCUCUGUCAUGCCAAAGUUCUGGAUAAUUUUAUCAAGGAGUGCAUCUCCAUAACGGAGACAUUCUAUGGUAAAAAAAUGGAGGAGUCGGCGGACUUUGCUCGUAUCAUCAAUGAGAGGCAUACCGCCCGUCUCUCAUCUCUACUCCAAAGCACUAGAGGUGAAGUGGUGUACGGUGGCAAAACGCAUCUUGAGGAGAAAUUCAUCGAACUGACGAUCGUGAAAGAUGUCAAAGAGGAUGAUGUCCUUAUGCAAGAGGAGAUUUUCGGACCCAUUCUGCCGAUUGUCACGGUUCAGUCUUACGAUGAGGCCAUCAGUUAUGUACAGCGAAAGGAGAAGCCGUUGACGAUUUACGUAUUUGCGUCGGACAGUGAGGUGAUAAAGGCCUGGAAGAAUCGAACUACUUCGGGCUCGAUUGUCUUCAACGACUGUAUAAUGCAACUCGGUGUACGUAAUUUACCCUUCGGUGGUGUUGGUAACUCCGGCACGGGGCGAUACUUUGGCCAAGCGUCCAUCGACGCCUUUUCGAACCCUCGCUCGCUGUUGGAUAAGUCUACCGUGGAGAAAUUCAACAAUUUGUUCCGCUACCCACCGUACACGGAGAGCAGCGAGAAGUGGGUACGUUGGGGCCUCUCAAAAGGUGACUCCAGGUGUACCAUCUCAUAG
Echinococcus granulosus is the source of this 1230-nucleotide messenger RNA. Its product is annotated as Fatty aldehyde dehydrogenase. The record is from RefSeq and is a predicted model, not a curated record. The transcript is spliced from 9 exons. Gene Ontology annotation, molecular function: aldehyde dehydrogenase (NAD+) activity. NCBI's taxonomy places the organism in Eukaryota, Metazoa, Platyhelminthes, Cestoda, Cyclophyllidea, Taeniidae. Gene Ontology annotation, biological process: aldehyde metabolic process. Gene Ontology annotation, cellular component: cytoplasm. Bases 1 to 1230 code for a protein of 409 amino acids.